CGGGGGGCCGAGUUCCCCACAUCCGCCGGGCGGGGCCGAAAGCGGGCCCCGCCCUCCCCGUCAGCCAGCCGGCUGCUGUGGCCGUCCGGGGGCGACACGUCCUGGGAGCGCCGGACGGAAGCGCCGCUGGGACUGACACGUGGACUUGGGCGGCGCGCUGCCGGCGGGUCGGUGGGUUUGCGGGGCGGAGCCCGGCUCCGGACUCGCUCAGGCCGCUCCCGAUGCAGCCGUCCCUGGACGAAGCCCGCGGGGCCACAGCCCAGGACGCGCCUUGGUCCAGGCCAGAAUGCCAGGCAUGGACGGGGACACUGCUGCUGGGCACCUGUCUGUUGUACUGCGCCCGAGUCAGCAUGCCCGUCUGCACCGUGUCCAUGAGCCAGGACUUCGGCUGGAAUAAGAAAGAGGCUGGCCUUGUACUCAGCAGCUUCUUCUGGGGCUACUGCCUGACCCAGGUGGUGGGCGGCCACCUGGGGGACCGGAUUGGGGGUGAGAAGGUCAUCCUACUUUCAGCCUCUGCCUGGGGCCUCAUCACUGCAGCCACCCCUCUGCUCGCCCACCUCAGCAGCGCUCACCUGAUCUACAUGACCUUCUCUCGCAUCCUCACCGGCUUGCUCCAAGGUGUUUACUUUCCUGCACUGACCAGUCUGCUGUCACAGAAGGUGCCAGAGAAUGAGCGGGCCUUCACCUACAGUACUGUGGGGGCUGGCUCCCAGUUUGGGACGUUGGUGACUGGGGGUGUGGGCUCCCUGCUCCUGGACUGGUAUGGAUGGCAGAGUGUCUUCUAUUUCUCAGGUGGACUCACACUGCUGUGGGCAUGUUAUGUGUAUAGGUACCUGCUGAAUGAAAAAGACCUAGUCCCGGCCUUGGGUGUGCUGGCACAGGGCCUGCCGGUGUCCAGGCGCACCAGAGUCCCCUGGAGACAGCUCUUCCGGAAGCCUUCUGUGUGGGCAGCCAUCUUGUCCCAGCUCUCAGCAGCCAGCUCCUUCUUCAUUCUCCUCUCCUGGCUGCCCACCUUCUUUAAAGAGACCUUCCCCAGCUCCAAGGGCUGGGUCUUCAAUGUUGUGCCCUGGCUGGUGGCAAUUCCUGCCAGUCUGUUCAGCGGCUUUCUCUCUGAUCACCUCAUCAAUCGGGGUUACAGAACCAUCACUGUACGCAAGUUCAUGCAGGUCAUGGGUCUCGGACUAUCCAGCAUCUUCGCCCUGUGUCUGGGCCACACAUCAAGCUUCUGCAGAUCUGUGGUUUUUGCGUCUGCUUCUAUCGGCCUCCAGACCUUUAACCACAGUGGCAUUUCCGUUAACAUCCAGGACCUGGCCCCAUCCUGUGCUGGCUUUCUCUUUGGUGUGGCCAACACAGCUGGAGCCUUGGCAGGUGUGGUGGGCGUGUGCCUAGGCGGCUACCUGAUCGAAACCACGGGCUCCUGGACAUCUGUGUUCAAUCUGGUGGCCGCCAUCAGUAGCUUAGGACUGUGCAAUUUCCUGCUGUUUGGAAAGGCUCAACGGGUAGACCAGAGUGCCUCUCAUGAGAACCUCUAGCUGGGACCUCACGGCCCAAGGACUAGGAGACUUGGAGAGCUUAGAAAACUAGACAUAGUGGGUUGAGUACAGUAACCCUGCUGAGUGGUGUGAGGCUUGGGGGUGUAGGUGGUGGUGGAAGGGAUGGGAGUAAGAACCCGGCAGCCCUGGGCCAUCAUGUCCUUCUCUCAGGGUUGGUGGGACUGUCAGGUGAGUGGAGCUAUUAUUGCAUGUCCCUUGUGGGUCCCUGAAUAUCUUCAUGAUGCCACCUGCCAAAGUCCAUAGUCAUUGCAGGGGACCAGGCAUUGGUGCCUCAUGGUUCAUUCUUGGAAGUGGGGUUGUUUAGCAGUAUCCCUGCCCCACCCACUGUAUGACACCCUGCUACCCACCUACCCAUCCCCCAGCAAAAGCUGCUGUCACCCAGUUUCCCAGGAGAACCAUCCUGGGGAAAGGAAGCCUGGUUUUCAUGCAGGCUGCUGAGGCUGCUGAUGCCUAAGGUGUUUCUGCUUCUCUGGACAGCAGACUGAUCAGUAGGAUUUAGAUAUUUUCCAUCUUUGGGAACCUGUUCCCCUAGUGUCCCCUUCCAUGGGUGUUCCAGCACCGAGGUCUGCUUCCUUGAUGCCUGGUAACUCCAGCUGCGAAGGCUCCUGGGUCCCUCUCCUGCCUGACAUGCUUCCCUGAACUCAUCUUCCCAUCUCCAUCACCCUCCCUAUGAUAGAGGAGCCAAUGUCUCAUGAAUUUUUAAUAGAUUUUACAAGAUGUCUAUAUAGAGAGAAGCUAUAAAAAUAUGGAAAACUACACCAAAGCUUUAUUUAAAUAAUAAUGACUAUUAAAAUAUUUUAAAACAUGA
Molecule: messenger RNA, 2361 nt
Organism: Erinaceus europaeus (western European hedgehog)
Lineage: Eukaryota; Metazoa; Chordata; Mammalia; Eulipotyphla; Erinaceidae
Gene: SLC17A9
Product: solute carrier family 17 member 9
Exons: 13
Coding region: 222-1532 (436 amino acids)
Biological process (GO): transmembrane transport
Cellular component (GO): membrane
Molecular function (GO): transmembrane transporter activity
Source: RefSeq, a predicted model, not a curated record